This is a messenger RNA of Tigriopus californicus, 3127 nucleotides long. RefSeq lists its product as uncharacterized. NCBI's taxonomy places the organism in Eukaryota, Metazoa, Arthropoda, Copepoda, Harpacticoida, Harpacticidae. The coding region runs from base 58 to 2724 and encodes 888 amino acids. The transcript is spliced from 7 exons. The record is from RefSeq and is a predicted model, not a curated record.
ACUUAUCAAUGAAUUCACCACUCGGAAACAUCAACUCUUUUGACUCCUCCAAUCGCAAUGGAACACAAGGCAUUGACCAAGGAAAAAAUUGCGGAGAUUCUCAAGCAACAUGAAUCUACUCAGGAUGUCCAGCUCAUCAAGAUGGAUUUGAAGUCCGGGGCUGAAAAAGGCCAGAACUAUUCUGGCUUAGUGGUAUCUUGCCAUAUUGAGGCCGAAAUCAACGGCCAGGUCAAGGUCUACAAUUGGAUGGCCAAAGUCCCUUUAGACGACCCAGACAAAUACCAGUGGUUGCGAUUGGGUUUUAUGGAACAGAAAGAGUUGGGAUUUUAUCAAGACCUUGUCCCAGCCUUGGAGGCCUUUAUUCGCAAGCAAGGCUCUGACAUUCAGUUAGGAUUUUGCCCCCUUGUUUAUGGUGAGUUUGAUCCCAAAAUUUCCAAAGAAAACUGUGUUAUGGGUUCCAUGAUCGUAAUGGAACAUCUCGCUCAUAUGGGAUACACUGAUCCCAUUCACAAAAAGUCUGGACUGGAUCUCACUCAUGUGAAAUUAGUGAUGAAAUCCUUGGCCAAUUUCCACGCAGCUUCACGUGCGUUUUACAAAAGCAAACAUGGCAGUUUAGACCGGAUGGUGGAGAAAGAACCAAUUCAAGCCAGGGACUACAUGUGUGCCCAACCAAGUGAGACCAUGAUGGCCAUAAAUGAAAUAUUCAACAAAAGCAUAGUCAAAGGGUUUUGCAACACUUUGGCAAACUCUAGUCCCGAGGGCGAGAAGUACGUAGAGGCUUACCAAAGAUUCGCUAAAGAACAAAUAGAUCCGCUGAAAUUGCGUGAUCAAUUGACUGGCCCUGAAGUGUGUCGAUUUAACGUUCUGUGCCAUGGUGAUCCCUGGUUCAGCAACAUGCUUUUCAAAUAUGAAGAUGGGCCCGUGGGAAAAACACCGACGGAUGUUUGUUUAGUGGAUCUGGCACUCACCAAGUGGGCAUCUCCAACCAUUGAUUUAUCUUACUUUUUGUACAUGUCAACCACGCCUGAGCUUCGUAAAGCUCAUAUGGAUGAGAUCAUGGCUUAUUAUCAUCAAACCCUCACCAACGCCUUGAAACAAUUGGGAGAAGAUUCUGACGUCAUCAGUCUUAGCGAGUUGUGGAAAGACUACAAGAAAUGUUCGUUCUUUGGAUUCAUGAUGGCGUUGAUGAUUUUGCCGUGGAUCUUGGCUAAGAAGGAAGAUGCAAUGAGUUCGGAUGAAUUCAGCGGCGAUUUUAGUAAUGAAGAGUACAUGGAUGAGUUCCAUAGAAAGAACACGGAGCGCACCAAAGUGAUGAUGACCAACGAGCCUCAAAUUGGUGAAAGAAUUUCUAGCGCCUUUCUCGAAAUGGUCGACUUUGGAUAUUUCACUCUAUGGCCAACAGGGGUAGUUUUCAAAAACAAUAUGGACCAUAACUCAUUAACACAAGCCAAGUUUUUGGAGAUUCUCAAGAAAACAGAAGCCACCGAGGAUGUUCAAUUGACCAAGGUGGAACUGAAUCGUGGGGCAGACGACGGACAAAACUACUCCGGCCAAGUUGUGGCUUGCCACUUGGAAGCCAAGGUCAAAGGCCAGCCAAAGAUCUAUAAUUGGAUGGCCAAGGUACCCUAUAAUGAUACAAGCAAGUUUGUCCCGCUCCGGUUAAUGAAGACGGAGGUAAAAGAAUUGGCCUUCUAUCAAGAUCUCCUUCCAGCUUUAAAGCACUUUAUUGCCAAGCGAGGCUCGAAAAUUCAGUUGAAGUUUUGCCCAUUCAUUUAUGGCGAAUUCAACGAGGAUAUUCCUAAAGAAGAGUGCGGUAAAAGUUCUGUGAUCAUGUUGGAACAUCUUGGUAACAUGGGAUUCAUCGACCCUAUAGACAAGAAAUCUGGCCUUGAUCUAGCGCAUGUCAAUUUGGUCAUGAAGGCUUUGGCCAAUUUCCAUGCGGCCUCACGUGGGUAUUACAAAGCCAAGCAUGGCAAACUCGAGAAAAUUGUGGAAAAGGAACCCCUUCAAGCCACAGACUACUAUCCAUUGAUGUUAAACCAGUUCACUGAUACCAUGGUCGAAGGGUUUUUCCAGAGGUUCAUGAACAUUGGUGAUGACGGAUACAAGUAUGUGGAAUCCUACAAACGAUUCGCUGAAAAUGUGAUAGAUCCAAUCCAAUUGCGAAAUCAGUUAACAGGUCCUUACACUUGCCGCUUUAGUGUCCUUUGUCACGGAGAUAUUUGGUUCAAUAACAUGCUGUUCAAAUAUGAGGAUCAAAACCCCACUGACGUGUGUCUGGUGGAUUUGGCUCGCACCAAAUGGGCGUCCCCCACCAUCGACUUAUCCUUUUUCUUGUUCAUGUCCACCACACCCGAGCUUCGGCAAGCCCAUAUGAAUGAGAUCCUGGAGUACUAUCACCAACACCUCAGCCAAGCCCUCAAAGAAUUAGGCGAAGAUCCAAGUGUUUUUAGCCUGAGCGAAUUGAAGGCUGAUUACAAGAAAUGCUCUUUUUUCGGAUUCAUGAUGUCGAUGGCUGUCCUACCCAUUGUCCUGGCCAGGAAGGAAGAUGCUAUGGGCUCAGAUGAGAUGAUUGGUGAUUUUACUGAUCCUGAGGUUACCAGGAAGUUUGCCCAACUUCAUAGUGAUCGAGCUAAGGCUUCAAUGAUUCAUGAGCCUCAAAUUGGACACCGGAUUUCCCGUGGAUUUAUGGAAAUGGUUGAAAACGGUUAUUUCACUUUGUAAUAACUUUUUACGCCUUUUUGAGCCUUCCCCCACGCUUAAUGUGUAUGCGAAUUUACUAAGCACCUCGAGAGGAUAAUAUUGCUAUUUAUUUGUAUGCUUCAUACAAAAGAGAGAUCGUGUACUGUAUUUGACAACCUUGUCCUCUCUCUCUCUCUCCUCCGACUUGUUUUCCCGCUAUCCUGUCGAGAGGUUACGCCCUCAUUGUAUCCUAUAAAAACGUACCUUGGCCGUCAUACACGUCUAAAUCUUGAAAAAAAGGUUGACCAGGAAUUUUGAUCAAAAACUUGUCCAAGUCUGAUUUAAACCCUGCUUCUGGAUCAACACUUACAUACUCCCUACGAGGGCAGCAAAUUACACAAUGAAGGAGACCACCAAAUAAAAGAAUUGGAUUUCAUUGUUUUAA